This is a messenger RNA of Eucalyptus grandis, 1447 nucleotides long. RefSeq names its product class V chitinase CHIT5. Gene Ontology annotation, molecular function: chitinase activity; chitin binding. Gene Ontology annotation, biological process: carbohydrate metabolic process; chitin catabolic process. Lineage: Eukaryota; Viridiplantae; Streptophyta; Magnoliopsida; Myrtales; Myrtaceae. Gene Ontology annotation, cellular component: extracellular region. Bases 98 to 1207 code for a protein of 369 amino acids. The transcript has 3 exons. The record is from RefSeq and is a predicted model, not a curated record.
GAGAUUUCCAAGCGAAGAAAUGGCCGGUCAUCUCGGACACACCUCCAUGUAAACAGAGCUUCCUGUACAAACAAGCUCGGCCCACUUGUUCCCGGGCAUGGCCAGUCUUCGAAUAAUCUUGUCGCUUCUGCUUCUAGCGGCCUUAGGCAUAAUUGCUCAGUGUGGCGCCUCUCGGGCUAUCAAAGCAGCUUACUGGCCGUCAGAUGCUGAAUUACAUGCAUCCUCCAUAGACACCUCGUAUUUCACUCACAUUUACUAUGCGUUCCUCUUGCCCGAGCCAACCACGUUCAGGCUCAAUGUCACUGCGUCUGACCAAACCAAGCUGCCUGGAUUGACGGGCAUGCUGCAGAAGCGAAAGCCGGCGGUAAAGACCCUCCUAUCCAUAGGUGGAGGUGGGUCGGACUCAAAUGUGUUCUCCAGGAUGGUGAACAGCUCAGAGACUCGCACAGCAUUCAUAAACUCCACCAUUGAAGUAGCUCGAAAAUACGGUUUUGAUGGAGUUGACUUGGACUGGGAGUAUCCAGCUGAUGAACAAGACAUGUCCAACCUCGCUCUGCUUUACAAAGAGUGGAGAAAAGCCCUGGAUAAGGAGUCCAAAAGAAGUGGUAAAAUCCGCUUAUUACUGACGUCUGCUGUGUACUAUGCAUCAGGAUUUCAGGUUUGGGGUUCGCCCAGAUCGUACCCCAGUCAGGCAAUCCGGAAGUACGUGGACUGGGUCAGCCCCAUGUGCUUCGACUAUCACGGGUCCUGGGAGAAUUUCACGGGCGAGCAUUCGGCACUCUAUGAUCCGAAGAGCAACAUCAGCACGAGCUACGGAAUCAGUUCGUGGAUUCGAGCUGGUGUGCCGAGCCACAAGCUGGUGAUGGGCCUACCGUUGUAUGGGAAGACAUGGACGCUCCAGAAUCCAAAUGUUACUGGCGUCGGGGCUCCAGCUGUUGGAGUGGAUCCUGGAAACGAUACCUUGACAUACAAACAGAUCGUUGAGUUUAAUGUGCAGAACCAUGCAGCAGUCAAAUUCGACGAGGAGUCGGUGUCGUACUACUCAUAUGUCGGAGUCACUUGGAUUGGUUAUGACGAUGUUCGGUCUGUGCGGAGGAAGGUCCGAUUUGCUCGGUCUCAGCGCUUGGGUGGGUACUUCUUCUGGGCUCUCGGCCAGGAUAAGAACUGGAUCAUCUCCAGACAAGCCUCGAGAGCUUGGGAUCACUGAUGAACAUGGAAAGACUGUCCGGAGCAUGUGACGAUUGCAAUAUAUGCAUUUAACUCGUUUGAAAUUUGGUCAAUUGUUGACUUCUCUCAGACAACUUUACAAUUAUUCCCGGAAAAAUUCUCAGAUCUCAUCUUGAAGGUUCAUGAUCUCCUAGGAUAUCCUGUUCAUAUCGUUGGAAAGUGGGAGCCUUUGUGUGUGUAUGUUUAUCUACCUUUCAAUUCAAUUUCUGAUUUGCUCAAA